AUGGGCUACGACAUGACCUCCCUGGUCCCACCCGACCAGGCCUUCUACGGCAUCAUCCCCGGAGCCGGGUCGACCCCGGUUGGCCGGGCCACCUUGCCGGUCACCUUCGGCACCCGUGACAACUACCGCACCGAGUACAUCAACUUCGAGGUCGCCGAGUUCGAGACCUCCUACGACGCCAUCCUGGGAAGAACCUCACUCGCCAAGUUCAUGGCGAUCCCCAACCACACAUAUCUUCUCUUGAAGAUGCCAGCUCCAAAGGGGGUCCUCUCGGUCUACGGAGAUCUGCAGACCUCCUACGCGUGCGAGGCCAAGAACAUUGAGCUCUCCGACACCCUGGAACGAUCCAGGAACUCGGUUCUUGUUGCCUAG
Messenger RNA from Panicum virgatum (switchgrass), 372 nucleotides. RefSeq lists its product as uncharacterized. NCBI's taxonomy places the organism in Eukaryota, Viridiplantae, Streptophyta, Magnoliopsida, Poales, Poaceae. The record is from RefSeq and is a predicted model, not a curated record. The coding region runs from base 1 to 372 and encodes 123 amino acids. The transcript has a single exon.